UAUGAAUAACGCUCACUUUUUUUUUUUUUUUUUUUUUUUAACCACCAGUUUUAAUGAGUCACUUGCAGUGGUGGGAAGUAAGUAGAUUUCCAAAUUUCAUUUCUUCACUUUGUCAAAAUAGGCUGGUUACUGUUUUAGAGGACGACACUUUAUAAAAUGAUGUAGUUGAGAUCCUCAUGGAUUGAGAUGUUGGGGUCUUCUUCUAAGGUGGAAAAAAGCAAGCAGCGACAUGAAAAAGGGAGCAUUAACCACGAUUAAGAGAAGCGAGAUAUUCCCCAUCCGUGGCCUUAUCAAGACUGACACUUGAUUGGUGAUGUCGACUGGCAAAUGGGUUGUCUUUUGCCGGCCUAAAACAAAAAUUCUCCAUCUUCUGUAUUUGUUCACUUGUUAUCCUAAGCUAAUUUAGCCGUUUUUGUUUUGCUCGCAUGACAGCCUCAGGCAAUACUAUAUUGUAUAUAGUUGACAGUAAAAAAAAGGAGUUGAAUCAGAACAUCUACUUUUUCCAGUCUUUUUUUCCCCCACAAGUAUACACUUAAGUACAAAGUGUGAGUACUUUUACCACAACUGCUAGUUUGGAACGUGAAGGAUGUUCAAAUCUGUUUUGAAUGUUCGUUUGAGUGACUGUGUCCACUAAUGAGGAAGUGACAUCACGGGACAACGGAUUCUUUUGAUGCUGGCCGAAGGGGACGCCAGCUAUUAAGGAAAAGUAACUUUUGAUUGGGUUGUGUGUUUGGCAUCCCCAAAAAUUAAAUUAGCAAGUCAAUGUUUAGCUAUCUGUGUUUAAGUUAAGGACUAAUUAGCAUAACAACACCCCAAUAAGAGUUGACACAGUCAAUGGCAUGAUCAGCUCGGCUGUACAAGUUGCAGAGCAAAAGAACCACUUUGGCCAGAAGCACGUUUUUGUUGAAGCCAAAAAGGUAAGCAGAGCUGCAGUGUUAGCACAGAUUAGCAUUAGCUAACAGCGUUACAGCAUGAGCUUUUGCGAAUAACGUUGGGCAAAGUUGUGGACGUAGGUGUGUGGGGGGAUUUGUGUGGCCCUUCCAAUCGAAUGAAAGCUGGGCCCGCCAUGUAUGAGACGCAUCCGCCGCCAAAACCGGCCGAUCGCGUCGCAACAACAGUUGUACUGUGAAAACACAGCGCUAACUUGAUUUACGUCUGCCCCAGCUGUCGCUUGGCCAAUUUUCAUUUGUUGGUGUAGUUUUUUGUUCAUUUGUCACUUUUUCAGCUUUUUUUGAUUUGCAUUGCGAGCCAAAUCGGAGGCGCUCGGGAUACGGCACCCCUCGAGUGAAGCGUCAGAAACAAACAAAGGUCUUUGUUCACAAUGUUCUGUCAUUGUGUUAAUUGCAAUUGAAAAGUGCUAACGGUAUCGGCGCUUGAUAACGGUGAGUUCUCAUGAUGGUUUCAGUCUGAGAAAAAAAGAACAUCCCUAGUUUUGACAGAAUAACGUCACAGACAUGUUAUUGAGACAGAGAUCAGUUUUGCAGUUUUGCUCGUCGUCGUCGUCGUCAGAUGUCGUGACGUCAUCGGUCGCAUCGUCGUCAUCGUCCGCGGUUGAAAAUGGGUCCUGAGGGGAAGAAGCUGAUGAACAUCAUCGUCCUGGGCGUGGGCUUCAUGUUCAUCUUCACCGCCUUCCAGACGUGCGGCAACAUCGAGCAAACGGUCAUCAAGAGCUUCAACAGCACCACCUUCCAUGCCAGCGGGUACACCAGCAUGGCGAUCAUCUACGGCGUCUUCUCGGCAUCCAACCUCCUGGCGCCGUCGGUGUUGGCGGUGGCGGGCCCGCAUCUGUCCAUGUUCUUCAGCGGGCUCCUGUACAGCGCCUACAUCGGCGUUUUCGUGUACCCGUACACGUGGAGCUUCUACGCCGCGUCCGCGCUGGUGGGCGUGGGCGCCGCCGUGCUGUGGACGGCGCAGGGCAGCGUGCUGGCGCUCAACUCCGACCGGCUCACCAUCGGCAGGAACAGCGGCGUCUUCUGGGCGCUGCUGCAAUGCAGCUUACUGUUUGGAAACGCGUUCAUCUUCCUGGCGUGGCGCGGCCACGAGCGCAUCUCAGACAAGGACCGGCAGACGGUCUUCAUCUCGCUGACGGUCAUCAGCCUGGCGGGCUGCUUCCUCUUCUUCCUCAUCCGGACCCCCGACGCGGAAGUCUCGGGCCACGCCGAAGUCGCUCCCGGCGAACGUCCGAACGCCCCGCUGCUGCCCUCCGACUCUGGCGACGGCGCAAGCGGCCCAUCUUCCUCGCACCUCUGCUCGCAAGCCGCGGACGCUUUUGUGCAGGCGUGCAAGAUGUUCGUGACCAAGGAGAUGUCGCUGCUCAGCCUCUCCAUCGCCUACACGGGCGUGGAGCUGACGUUCUACAGCGGCGUGUACGGCACGUGCGUCGGCGCCACGAGCGGCUUGGGGCCGGACGCCAAGAGCCUGAUCGGCCUGUCGGGCAUCUGCGUGGGCCUGGGCGAGAUCGUGGGCGGGGCCGCUUUCGGCAUGCUGAACAAGUGCAGCGGGCGACUGGGCCGGAAUCCCGUGGUGCUGCUGGGCCUGCUCGCGCACUACCUGGCCUUCUACCUCAUCUUCAUCAACAUCGCCGACGACGCCCCGCUGGCGCCUGAGGAGGGAACGCAGCUCGCCGCCUUCAUACGCCCCAGUGUGGGCGUGGCCUUGCUGUGCAGCUUCCUGUUGGGAUUGGGCGACAGCUGCUUCAACACGCAGCUGCUCAGCAUCAUCGGCUCCAUCUUCCGUGACAACAGCGCCCCCGCCUUUGCCGUCUUCAAGUUCAUCCAGUCCAUCCUGGCGGCGCUGGCCUUCUUCUACAGCAACUUCCUGCCGCUGCGCUGGCAGCUCCUCAUCAUGGUGGCGCUCGGCUUCGCCGGCUCGCUGAGCUUCAUGGCCGCCGAGCGGCGGGCGCAGGCCGGCGGGCGCGACGGCAUCUGAGGACGAGGACGAUCCCUUUGGCGCGUUUCCGCCGUCGCCAAAUCGCACGAGGACUUUUAAGACGCCCCCGAGGCACGACGGGAAAUGCCGCCGGUGCCGGCUGAAGUCGAUUCCGUUUUUUUAGCGAAGUUUCCGGAAUGCUGAAGUGAACGCCGAGAAGGGAAAAGAAGGCAAACCUCAGAGACUGCAAUAGAAAUGUCACUUUGCUGUGUUUGGAGACAUGUUUUGCUUUUUGUUGUUGUUCAGUUUCUUCGCCAUGGAAUUCAGCGUUGCCCCACGAUUGGCGUGGCUCGACGCCGCCCGUAAUGUUGCUCAUCUAAUUGCCCAUAAAUGCCAAAAGAGAGCAGCAACUGAAGCCCCUCAAUUCACUUCGACAUAGGGCGAAGUGAGUUUGUGAAUGUGUUUUUGGGAUGUGGGAGGUUUUCUCGGGCAGAUGUGCAAGACCUGGCACAGGAAGCCCCUAACAUUGGGUACAGUGAGGCACGUGCCAGUAACACUGCAGCUCUGCUUACCUUUGCCCUCUACAUGAUUGUGCUUUGAUUGUCUCCAAUUAGGAUAAGAUUCCCUUUCAAUUGGCUUGCAUGAUCAAAUUGAUCUCAAUGACAAUAUGAUUCACUCCAGGUACAUUUUGGUAGAUCAUCGUACACUCUUUUCUUUGAGAUUGUACUGUCGUGUGUUAGAAUACAUUUUUCAUGUUGGUUAAUGUGGCCGAGCAUUUUUGGAUAGAUUACUGAACAAAAAUAUGUAGUUAAAAGUACCCAGGAUUGUAAUUGAUUUGACCCGGCAUUUGGGUUCAAAUCGACCAAGCCGUCGUGGUGGGUCAAGUGAACGACUGUUGGGAUGCCGCUAUAAUAACCCAAUGUGUUGUUUUUACAGUGUGCAAAUCAUAACCGUUGUAUUUUCUUCCAUGUUAUCCGAAGGCCAGUGUGUAUAUUUCAAACCAAACUGUUAAGAACGAAGAUGCUGCCCACACCCCAAAAAACAAACAAACAACAAACUUUGACCAAAGCGUGCGGCAUUUUCUUAUCCGCUAUCCCCGCUGCAUUCAGAAAUGGGGCCUGGAUUCCAUCGCUGCACAUUUUUCAAGAAACAGCCACAAUAAUAAUAAAUGAUCCAAAUCAUAAGACGUUUGGUACGUUUGGCAAUUGUCGACAAUGUUUAGCCGAUUAGAUAUCGGUCCGGGAAAAGAAAUGCUAACUGGAACUUGUGAAACUGGUCAGUCACCUUCAAGUUAGGAAAGCGAAUUGCGCUGAACGUGAUGGUUUUGUUUACUGCCCAAAUCUGCUUGGAUCCGAAAUGUAUUUUUCUUUUCUUUUUUUUUUUUUUACAACAGAUUGCGUCGCUUGUGAUAAUAGCGUACGUGAGAAGUUAUUUUCAUUCGUACGAAGUGAUUUCCUUGUCUUUUGUUGCCGACUUGCGUUGGCUUUUCACAUCCGUAGAAUGACACAACUUAGUUGUUUUCUUGGGUGAGCACUCUUUUCAAAAUGACAUUAUACUCCACUCGUGUUUUUUCACGCACCAACCAAUAAGUGAUGUUCCUGAACAAGGGUAUGUUUGUGUUUAUUUCCAGUUGAUAGGUGGGAUGGUUACAGCAAUUCAGCAUCAUAGUCAAACAGCAUCGUAUGACCUCGAUAUACAAAAAUAACACAAAUAAAAAGAAAAUGUUCCA
This is a messenger RNA of Phycodurus eques (leafy seadragon), 4597 nucleotides long. It is a transcript of the gene mfsd11, whose product is annotated as major facilitator superfamily domain containing 11. NCBI's taxonomy places the organism in Eukaryota, Metazoa, Chordata, Actinopteri, Syngnathiformes, Syngnathidae. The record is from RefSeq and is a predicted model, not a curated record. The transcript is spliced from 10 exons. The coding region runs from base 1558 to 2928 and encodes 456 amino acids.